Messenger RNA from Debaryomyces tyrocola, 3837 nucleotides. The record is from the annotation of a GenBank genome assembly. Lineage: Eukaryota; Fungi; Ascomycota; Pichiomycetes; Serinales; Debaryomycetaceae.
AUGAAUAAUUUAGGAAUUGAAAUAGCUAUCGAUAGAGGUGGGACCUUCUGUGAUAUUAUCUCUAAAAUCCCAAAUCAACAAGACUAUGUAUUCAAAUUAUUAUCAGUUGACCCUCAGAACUAUGAAGAUGCUCCGACGGAAGGAAUAAGGAGGGUGUUGGAACGUGCACAGAACACUAGUAUCCCGAAACACGAAAAAUUGAAGUUGGAUUUUAUUAAAAGUAUUAGAAUGGGUACAACAGUGGCUACUAAUGCUUUAUUAGAGAGAAAAGGGUCUGAAGUUUGUUUGAUUACUACAAAAGGGUUUAGAGAUGUAUUGUCAAUUGGGAAUCAAACAAGGCCUAAUAUCUUCGACUUGAAAGCGAAGAAACUAGACCAUUUAUAUAAAGCUGUCCUUGAAAUUGAUGAGAGAGUUACUAUUGAAGAUUUCAUCGAGGGAAAGAAUAUAGUAUCAAAAAUUAAUCCUGAUUACGACCAAACUUUAGUCAAAGGAAUCGCAGGAGAUUUAGUAAGAAUUAUAAAGAAGCCCGACUACAAUGAUAUUCAGCAAGAAUUAGAAGCCUUAUAUAAAAAGGGAGAGAUUAAAUGUAUUGCAUUAUGCUUGUUGCAUUCAUAUGUUUUUCCACAGCAUGAAUCUGAAAUUGCAAAAAUUUGUAGAAAAAUUGGAUUCGAAGUCUCUGUAUCUCAUGAAUUACAGCCUAUGAUAGGGAUGGUUAAUAGAACAUCUUCGACUGUUGCAGAUGCAUACUUAACGCCUAUUAUCAAGGAAUAUUUGAACAGUUUUGGAUCGGGAUUCGAAGGUGGGUUAGAAGCUUUUGGUAAUAAGUUAUUAUUUAUGCAAAGCAAUGGCGGCUUGUGUCCAUGGUAUAAAUUCACAGGUUUGAAAGCAAUCUUAUCGGGCCCUGCGGGGGGUAUGGUUGGCUAUGGUAAAACCUGCUUCGAUUCAGGCGAAUUUAAGGCAACAAUUGGUUUUGAUGCAGGCGGUACAUCUACCGAUGUUUCAAGGUUUUCAGGAAAGUUUAACCAUAUAUUUGAAUCAGUAGUAAGUGAAGUCAGUUUACAGACACCACAACUUGAUAUUUCUACGGUUGCAGCAGGUGGUGGAUCAAAGCUAUUUUGGAAAAAUGGAAUGUUUGUAGUGGGGCCUGAGUCAGCAGGUUCCAACCCGGGGCCUGCUUGUUAUAGAAAAGGAGGACCUUUGACAGUGACUGAUGCUAACUUAUAUUUAUGUAGAUUAUUGCCUGAAUAUUUCCCCCAAAUUUUCGGUCCAAACCAGGAUGAACCGUUAGAUUACGAAGUAACUGCCAAAAAAUUCGAGGAAUUAACUUAUGACAUUAAUCAAGAUAAAAGAGCUGAAGGAGUUAAAUUAACACCUGAAGAAGUUGCAAGUGGAUUUUUAAAAAUUGCUGUUGAAUCUAUGUGUCGGCCAAUUAGGGCUUUGACUGAAGCAAAAGGAUUUAGCACUCAAGACCAUAACUUAGCAUGCUUCGGUGGUUCUGGUGGACAAUUUUCGGUUUCAUUAUGCAAAAACUUAGGAAUUGAACGAGUUGUCAUACAUAAAUAUUCCUCAUUGCUAUCAGCCUAUGGGAUUUAUUUGGCUGAUAUUCUUAUUGAGAAACAAUCUCCAGCUUCGUGGACUUUCGAAGAAAAGAACUUUGUUGAGUUAGAUAAUAAGGUGAAUAAUUUAGUCAGCCAAGUGUAUGAGGACUGUUCCAAGCAAAACUUAAAUCAAUUUUCCAACAAGCUAGAAGUCUACUUAAAUAUGAAAUAUAUAGGGACGGACACACAUUUGUUGAUACCAAAGUGUGAGGGAGAGUAUGAUUGUGCUGCAAAAUUUAUUGAAAGACAUCAAAGUGAAUUCGGCUUCAAAUUAGAUAGGAAUAUUAUGGUCGAUGAUGUACAAGUAUUAUUAAUUAUGCGAAGGUCAAAAGAUAACAACAUCAAUCCAUUUGAAGAAUAUAAUAAGUUGCAAGCUGUUAGAAUUGCAGAUAGUCCUAUAGAGACUAAAAGAGUAUAUUUCGAAAACCAUGGUUGGCUCCCAUCACCUGUUUACAAUUUGAAUGAUUUAAAUUUAAAAGUAGGAAAGGUUGUAAAAGGACCUGCUAUAAUAAUUGAUGAUACUCAAACUAUAUUAAUUGAACCACAAUCAAAAGCAGUAUCACUCAAGGAACAUAUAUUGAUCGAGGUUGAUAAGGAAAAGGAAAUUAAUAUCUCAAGCAGAAAAGUAGAUCCUAUUCAGUUAUCUGUCUUUGCUCACAGAUUUAUGUCAAUUGCGGAACAAAUGGGUAACACAUUACAACAAACUGCUAUAUCAACUAAUAUCAAAGAAAGACUAGAUUUUUCCUGUGCUGUAUUCGAUAGUAAUGGCGAUUUAGUAGCUAACGCACCACACGUUCCAAUCCAUUUAGGUGCUAUGUCUUUUGCUGUCAAAUCCCAGAUGAACAUCUGGGAUGGAAAAUUAGAACAAGGAGAUGUAUUGGUUUCAAACCAUCCUAUAGCUGGUGGAUCUCAUUUACCCGAUAUAACGGUAAUUACGCCUGUUCUAGAUGAAAAGAAUAAACCAAUAUUUUGGACAGCUUCAAGGGGACAUCAUGCUGACAUAGGAUCUAUUUCGGCCGGUAGUAUGCCACCAGAUUCGAAAUCUAUUCAUCAGGAAGGAGCGGCUAUCGUGACCCAUAAAUUAUGUGUUAAAGGAAAUUUCGAUGAAGAUGGGAUUACAAGGCUUCUAUUAGAUGAACCUUCGACAUAUCCUGGCUGUUCAGGGACUAGAGCAUUAAGUGAUAACAUAUCAGAUUUAAAGGCACAGGUAGCAGCUAAUUACAAAGGCAUUUCUUUAUUGAAUAAUUUGCUAGAAUAUUUCGGAUACCCAGUUCUAAGUUUAUAUAUGUCAGCUAUUCAGUCCACUGCAAGUGAAUCUGUGAGAAACUUAUUGAAAUUGACCAAUGAAAAAUUCAAGGGUAAGAAAUUGCACGCAGUUGAUCAUUUAGAUGAUGGUACACCAAUUUCUGUAAUAAUUUCUAUCGAUUCUGAUACUGGUAAUGCAAUUUUCGAUUUUACCAAUUCUGGAAAUGAGAUUUAUGGUAAUUUGAAUGCACCAAAAGCGGUAUUAUAUUCUGCAAUUCUAUAUGUCAUAAGAUCUAUGAUCAGCGAAGAUAUACCAUUAAACAAUGGAUGUUUAGCUCCUGUAAAGGUCAUAACAAGACAUGGAUCUUUAAUAGAUCCUUCUUCGGAGGCUGCUGUGGUAGGUGGUAAUGUUGAGACAUCUCAGAGAAUUGUGGAUGUCCUUUUAAAAGCUUUCGGAGCAGUUGCCGCAUCGCAAGGGACUUGCAAUAACUUUACCUUUGGAAUCAAUGAUACUGAAAACAAUGUUUCUUUUGGGUAUUAUGAAACUAUUUGUGGGGGCUCUGGUGCAGGUCCAAGCUGGAACGGUCAAAAUGCUGUCCAGUGUCAUACGACCAAUACCAGAAUGACUGACGUUGAAAUAUUUGAAAAGCGCUAUCCUGUUAUAUUACAUGAAUUUACGAUCAGACAUGGAUCUGGAGGUGUCGGUGAACAUAGUGGUGGUAACGGAAUAAUCAGAGAUAUUGAAUUUACCAUUAAAAAUUUGGAAGUAUCAUGCUUGAUGGAGAGAAGGUCAAUUGCACCAUUUGGUUUAUCAGGAGGUAAACCCGGUUUGAGAGGGCCAAAUUAUUGGUGCAGAAAAUUAAUGUCUUCGAAUACUUAUCGAAAAAUUUCUCUCGGUGGCAGAUGUUCACUUAAGGUGAACAAAGGAGACCGUAUAAUUAUCAUGACUCCUGGUGGUGGUGGAUAUGGAUGUAAAAAUCCUAUUAAUACUUAA